This is a messenger RNA of Hypoxylon fragiforme, 471 nucleotides long. RefSeq lists its product as uncharacterized. The transcript has 3 exons. The record is from RefSeq and is a predicted model, not a curated record. Bases 1 to 471 code for a protein of 156 amino acids. NCBI's taxonomy places the organism in Eukaryota, Fungi, Ascomycota, Sordariomycetes, Xylariales, Hypoxylaceae.
AUGGCUUUCCGGCGCCUGGGUUGCCCCGCACCGUACCCAACAAGCCGUCGCGAACAUCAUAUAUUCGACUGCGCAAAACCUGUUGACUUAAAUGAUGGCGCUGAUGUGCAGCAUGCCAAAGAAAAUGAGCCUCCGCAACACUAUCCAAAUGGUACCGUCGCCCGUAUGGUGGACUUUGCUCCAGUUGUGAUCUCUCCUAUGCACCGUGCGGGGUCCUUGGACUAUGGCGUUGUCUUGGAAGGUGUCUUUGAAUUAACACUUGAUUCUGGUGAGACACGAAUCAUGAGAAGAGGUGAUAUCAGUGUGCAGAGGGCUGCGGCGCACCAGUGGCGCAAUAUCACGGGCAAUGGUACUAUGCCUGGUCGUAUGCUGUAUAUUCUGCUUGAUUGCAAGGACUUGUUCAUUGAGGGCGAAAAGGUUGAGGGUUAUCUUGGCUUGUUGGGGCAAUAUUACAAAGGAAACGAAAAAUAA